This is a messenger RNA of Chlorocebus sabaeus (green monkey), 2476 nucleotides long. It is a transcript of the gene SACK1A, whose product is annotated as family with sequence similarity 83 member A. Gene Ontology annotation, molecular function: protein kinase binding. Lineage: Eukaryota; Metazoa; Chordata; Mammalia; Primates; Cercopithecidae. The record is from RefSeq and is a predicted model, not a curated record. Gene Ontology annotation, biological process: epidermal growth factor receptor signaling pathway.
AUGAGCCGGUCAAGGCACCUGGGCAAAAUCCGGAAGCGUCUGGAAGAUGUCAAGAGCCAGUGGGUCCGGCCAGCUAGGGCUGACUUUAGUGACAACGAGAGUGCCCGGCUGGCCACGGACGCCCUCUUGGAUGGGGGUCCUGAAGCCUACUGGCGGGUGCUUAGCCAGGAAGGCGAGGUGGACUUCUUGUCCUCGGUGGAGGCCCAGUACAUCCAGGCCCAGGCCUGGGAGCACCCCUGUCCCCCAGACACCCUGGGAGGGGCAGAGACAGGCCCUAAGGGACUAGACUCCAGCUCCCUACAGUCCGGCACCUACUUCCCCGUGGCCUCAGAGGGCAGCGAGCCAGCCCUACUGCACAGCUGGGCCUCAGCUGAGAAGCCCUACCUGAAGGAUAAAUCCAGCGCCACCGUGUACUUCCAGACUGACAAGCACAACAACAUCAGAGACCUCGUCCGCCGCUGCAUCACCCGGACCAGCCAGGUCCUGGUCAUCCUGAUGGAUGUGUUCACGGAUGUGGAGAUCUUCUGUGACAUUCUAGAGGCAGCCAACAAGCGUGGGGUGUUCGUUUGUGUGCUCCUGGACCAGGGAGGUGUGAAGCUCUUCCAGGAGAUGUGUGACAAAAUCCAGAUCUCUGACAGUCACCUCAAGAACAUUUCCAUCCGGAGUGUAGAAGGAGAGGUGUAUUGUGCCAAGUCAGGCAGGAAAUUCGCUGGCCAAAUCCGGGAGAAGUUCAUCAUCUCAGACUGGAGAUUCGUCCUCUCUGGAUCUUACAGCUUCACCUGGCUCUGUGGACACGUGCACCGGAACAUCCUCUCCAAGUUCACAGGCCAGGCGGUGGAACCGUUUGACGAGGAGUUCCGCCACCUCUACGCCUCCUCCAAGCCCGUGAUGGGCCUGAAGUCCCCGCGGCUGGUCGCCCCCGUCCCGACCGGAGCAGCCCCCACCAAUGGUUGCCUCAGCAGCAGCAGCGGCUCCGCCAGUGAACGCACGUCCUCCAACCCCUUCAGCGGCCUCUCGGCGGGCAGCCACCCCCGCACCCGAAGUGUGUCAGCGUCUUCGGGGCCCGGCAGCCCCGCGGCCCCGCACCCGCCUCCACCGCCCCGGUUCCAGCCCCACCACGGUCCUUGGGGAGCCCCGAGUCCCCAAGCCCACUUCUCCCCGCGGCCCCACGACGGCCUGCCCGCCGCCGUCUACAGCAACCUGGGGGCCUACAGGCCCACUCGGCUGCAGCUGGAGCAGCUGGGCCUGGUGCCGAGGCUGACUCCCACCUGGAGGCCCUUCCUGCAGGCCUCCCCUCACUUCUGAAGGUCCCUUCCCCUGCUGCCCUCCCCAGGCCCAGGACUGGGCACUCCCUGGGGCCCAAAGACCCACCACAAGGCGAGUGGCGUUGAGCCACUUCCCUUUGAAAAGACACUCACAGUCAUUGCCAUGGUUCAAUGUUCCCGGGCCCCAGGCCAUCCACUUGCCGGCCCCCACCAGUCCUUGUGUUCCCUGCUGUAGUUUGACCUGUGCAGCACAUUCCAGAAGGUUCCAGGGAGGUUGUGGGGCAGCUAGAGGACAAAAUCAUGAAAACGGAGCCCCUGUCUUCCAGAGAUCAUCCAGGGCUUUAAUAUUAAUGGCCCCCUAAACUCUGUAAGAAGCAUGAAAUGCAGCCCAAGUUUUACAAAUGGGUAAUCCGAGGCAUUGAGAGGUAGAUGGUAGGUUGGUACUUCUGGUUCCCAGUGCCUAGGAAUGGUCCACUCCCAAGAGAUUCAGGAAAGAAAGACUGAGGAGAAGCUGUGGGAACGUUCUGGAUGUUUCGGGAAAGUUGGGCAAACUCCUCCUCCUAGGAAAGGCUAAUACUAGGGUAUCCCUGGGCCUGAUGAGUUAGGGGUGAGGCUACGGAACCUGUAUCUGUGAGUUGUAUGGGGGGCCAUCUGAAGCUGUAGCCAUCAGGGAUGGAGCUAGCUGAGGAGUCUGGGGGGUCGGGUGGGACAAGACAGUUUAGUAGACUCAGAUUCUUGCUUCAAAGAGCCUUGGGCUGGCCUGGAGGUCCCUGGAGUCUAGGCUGGACCUAGGAGCUUGAGUUGUCAGGGGCCAGGACUGGCCCCACCGCAGUGCCCAGGCCAGUCUUGAGCAGCAGGGAGGGCUCAGCUGUCCCCAGAUCCAGGUGCCUCUGACCAGCCUGGUCACCUCCUGAGGAAUAAAUGCUGAACCUCACAAACCCCAUCAUUCAUUCCUUCUCAAUUCACAGUGCCUGUCUUUGUUCCUGCGGUGGUACUAGGUCCUAAGGGCACAGCCUAGCUGAGUGCAAAUAAAUAUAGGAUGCUUAGAAAGCGUAAAGGAGGGGCCAGGCAUGGUGGCUCAUGCCUGUAAUCCCAGAACUUUGAGAGGCCAAGAUGGGUGGAUUACCUGAGGUCAGGUGGAUUACCUGGUCUCAAGUCCAGCCUGAACCAAUAUGGUGAUACCCCAUCUCUACUAAAAAUACAAAAAUUAG